UUUCUAACCAACUUUUUUCUCAAUGGAUGAAGAAUUGCAAAAAUUAAUUAAUAAUUGGCUUGAAUGGGAUAAGAACGAAGACACUCGAAGGCAAAUUCAAAAGCUGGUUGAUACAGACAAUUUAGCAGAACUUAAAGCUUUGAUGAUCGGCAAACUUUCCUUUGGAACUGCAGGUGUGCGCACAAAAAUGGGACCAGGCUUCACUCAAUUAAACGACCUUACAAUUAUACAACUCUCACAUGGAAUGGCCCAACAUUUAUUACAAGACAUGGCUAGUAAAGGAAACAAUAAAAUACCCAAAAUUGUGGUUGGGUUUGAUGGACGUCAUAAUAGCUUGAGAUUUGCUCAAUUAGCCUCCAAUGUAUUCAUUAAAAAUCGAAUUUGUGUAACUUUGUUUUCUGAAUGUGUUCCAACACCUGUUGUUUCGUUUGCCGUUGUCGAAUUAAAUUGUGAUGCUGGUUUAAUGAUAACAGCCUCCCACAACCCAAAAGAAUAUAAUGGCUACAAAGUUUAUUGGAAUAAUGGAGCUCAAAUACUUUCCCCUCACGACAAAAAAAUCUGCCUUCUUGCUAGAGAAACACCCCCAAAAGAAGAUUAUUGGAAUAUUACAACUUUAAAUUCAACAAACAAUUUAUUUUCUGUUGCUGAUUCUGUUCUGGAAAAAUAUUUUUGUAAUGAGUCUGCUGUUUGUUGUUUUUAUAGAGAAUUAAAUGCAAAAACUUCACUUAAAUUUACUUAUUCUGCCUUCCAUGGUGUUGGUUCUAAAUAUGCUCGUAGAAUGUUUAAAGAAUUUGGAUUUCCAGAAGAUGCUUUUUCUUAUGUUAAGGAACAAGACGAACCCAAUCCAGACUUUCCAACUGUUUCCUUCCCAAAUCCAGAAGAGGGCCAUGCUGUUCUCAAACUUUGUUAUCAAACAGCUGAGGAAUUUGGUGCUACUUUAAUUUUGGCGAAUGAUCCGGAUGCCGAUAGACUUCAAAUUGCUGAAAGACAGCCUGACGGGGAUUGGCGUUUAUUUAAUGGUAAUGAAAUGGGUACUUUGUUAACUUGGUGGAUUUGGACUCAUUGGAAACAAAGAAAACCAGAUAUUCCAGCUGAGGAUGUUUAUAUUCUAAAUAGCGCUGUUUCUUCUCAAAUAGUCGCUACAAUGUCUAAAAUUGAAGGCUUCAAAAACGACGUUUCUUUAACUGGUUUUAAAUGGAUCGGCAAUUUGGCGCAUGAAAUUCGUAAAAAAGGAAAAUUGGUUAUUCUUGCGUGGGAAGAAUCUAUAGGGUUCGCAACAGGAACAACUCUUGAUAAGGACGGAGUAAGCGCAGCAGCAGUAUUUGCAGAAAUGGCCAAUUAUUUAGCUUCCCAAAAAUUAAAUAUGAAAAAACAAUUAUUUAAUAUUUACAACAAAUACGGCUUCCAUUUAAUUAGAAAUUCUUAUUGGACAGUUCCAGAAAAUAGUGUAACAAAAAAAUUAUUUAAUAAUCUUCGAGAAAAUGGAAAAUAUCCAGUUAAUAUCGAUGGAAACAAAUGCAAGGAAAAAUAUGUUGUGAAGCAUGUUCGGGAUUUAAAUACUGAUGUUUUUCUGAAUGUUUGCUUAUGUUUUUUUGGAUGUUUUCAAUGUUUUUGUGUUCUUUGUAUUGAAUGUUUUUUGAUGUUUUGUAAUUGUGUUUUUAAUGUUUUUUGGAUGUUUUGUUCGUUGUUUUUAUUUUUAAAUGUUGUGUUUCAAUGUUUUUGUAUUUUUCUUGGUCUGUUUAAAUGUUUUUAUGAAUGUUUUGAUUCUUCCCAACCAAACAACAAAGCAAUUCUCCCAUUAAGCACAACUUCAGAUAUGAUAACUUUUACAUUAGCUUCAGGCAGUCUAGUAACUUUACGUGCAAGUGGAACUGAACCAAAAAUUAAAUAUUAUAUUGAAUUACAAACUGAGCCUGGAAAAACUGAAAAUGAUUUGGAACAAGUUGAGAAUGAACUAAACCAAUUAGAAAAUAAUGUUGUGCAGACAUUAUUGCAACCAGAAAAAUAUGGACUUAUUAGCCGUUGA
Molecule: messenger RNA, 2026 nt
Organism: Meloidogyne enterolobii
Lineage: Eukaryota; Metazoa; Nematoda; Chromadorea; Rhabditida; Meloidogynidae
Source: the annotation of a GenBank genome assembly